AUGGGGUCCAUCGCUAUGGAAACUCUGCCGUUGCCGGAAUUCCUGGAGCGCAAGUAUGCAGCCGAGCGGGACAAGCGACUCCGCAGCGACGGCAACGCCCAGUACCUCAACCUCAUUGAAUCGGAUCGCUUCAAGCACCUCGAGCAGGAUCCCUGGGUGGAUCACGCGACGCUCAAUGCACAGGAACCCCCGAUGACCGAUGGAUCUUCGUGCAAAAUCUUUAUUCUGGGAGCCGGGUACAGCGGACUAGUCUACGCCGCCCGACUGAUCGAGGCAGGGUUCGCCGCGGAGGACAUUCGCCUGGCCGAUCGCGCCGGCGGCUUUGGUGGGACGUGGUACUGGAAUCGCUAUCCCGGGCUGAUGUGCGACAUUGAAAGUUACAUAUACCUGCCCCUGCUCGAGGAGACGGGUUACAUGCCAAAGCACAAGUAUUCGUACGGCCCGGAACUGCUCGAGCACGCGGAACGGGUCGCUGCGCAGUUCGACCUCACGGACAAGGCGCUUUUCCGAACCACCGUCGAGCGCAUGCAGUGGGAUGCCGUGCAGAGGCGGUGGCUUGUCAGCAUGACGCAGGAUCGAGGCCCGGAUCAGGCGCCCUUGGAGCUCGCGGUUCAGGCCCAGUUUGUCAUCACCGCGCCGGGCAUUUUGAAUCAUCCCAAGGUUCCCAAAAUCCCGGGCCUCGAUGAGUUCCAGGGACAUACCUUCCACACUGCCCGCUGGGACUACAACUACACCGGCGGCUCGCCGACCGACCCGGCGCUGACAGGCUUGAAGGAGAAGAAGGUGGGGAUCAUCGGCACCGGAGCGACCGCGAUCCAAGCCGUGCCCGAGCUCGCCAGGUGGGCAAAGGAGCUGUAUGUGUUCCAGCGGACGCCCGCCAGGGUAGAUGUGCGCGGCCAAACCGCCACGGACGCGGCGUUGUGGACGGGCAAAAUUGCCAGCAAGGCCGGGUGGCAGCUCGCACGACGAAGGAACUUCAACGCCGCACUCGCGCGGGUCUUGGUGGUCGGGGAGGAGGAAGACCUGGUCGCGGACGGAUGGUGCGCGACCCCCUCGGCGGCCUCCAGCCUGGGCAGUCCGUUGAAGGGCAUCAUUUCGCCGGAUAAAGUGGCGGAACACGUCGCCGAGGUCUACGCCCUCGACCAAGAGAGGUCGGAGAAGGUCCGGGCGCGCGUGGCGGCCAUCGUCCGCGAUCCCGACACCGCGGAGAAGCUGAAGCCGUGGUAUCCGGCGUGGUGCAAGCGGCCCGGGUUCCACGAUGAGUACCUCGCCGCCUUCAACCGGCCGAAUGUCCACCUCGUCGACACAGACGGCCGGGGCGUCGAGCGGAUCAACCGCACCGGCGUCGUCGUCGCAAACGGCGCCGGCAAGCAGCAGUACGACAUUGACCUGUUGCUUCUCAGCACGGGAUACCGCGCCCCCGCGGCACACAACGGGAGCCCCGCUGCGGCCGCCAAAGUCGACAUCAUCGGGCGGGACGGGCGGUCGCUCGAGGAAAAGUACCUCGCCCGCGGCGUGUCGACGCUGCACGGGAUCAGCUCGCACGGGUUCCCGAAUCUGUUCUUCUUCGGCGCCUCGCAGGCCGCCUCGGCCUUCAACCUCGUCUUCAUGACCGACGUGCAGGCCCAGCACGUUGCGUAUAUUCUGGCCGAAGCGAUGCGGCGGCAGCAACGGCAGCAACGGCAUGACUCAGAUGAUGCGGUCGUCGUCGAAGUCACCGAGGAGGCGGAGGAGGAGUGGGCUGCCGAGGUGGUGAAAAGAGCCGCGUGGUUCGCCGUCAUGGUCGGAUGCACGCCCAGCUGGCUAAACGGCGAGGGCGCGGCUUCGAUCAAAAGCGUCGACGGCGACGUGCGUGAGCAGGUCAAGAAGGCCCGCGCGGCACCUUGGGGCGAAGGCAUUCGCAGCUACGAAGACGUGCUCCAGCGUUGGCGCGAGGAAGGCAGUCUGAAAGGCAUCACUAUCACGGUUUAA
Fonsecaea multimorphosa CBS 102226 is the source of this 1971-nucleotide messenger RNA. RefSeq lists its product as uncharacterized. The transcript has a single exon. Bases 1 to 1971 code for a protein of 656 amino acids. The record is from RefSeq and is a predicted model, not a curated record. Lineage: Eukaryota; Fungi; Ascomycota; Eurotiomycetes; Chaetothyriales; Herpotrichiellaceae.